AUGGGGAUGUCACGUCGGUUCUCCAGUGUGCCAAUCCUCAAGAAGGUCCUGCCACGGGUUGAGCUUCUGCCAUCCUCCGGAGGGGUUGUUGCCAGCAACGGCAUCGUCGGCAGGAAACCCAACCGCUCACCGCGGUGCGAACGGAAGGAAAUAUUUUAUUUCCGUAUUGCCUGACUUAUUUCCGUAUUGCCUGAGUUGUGACAUUUACAAAAUGAUUGUGACAGAUUUUGACAUAAACAGUUGUUGCCAGGCUUCUAGCAGUUGUUAAACAGUUGCUAUAUGGUGAAUUGUUAAAUGGUAAAGGCAUCGACAAUUGUCAUUAUGACAUAGAUUUUUUCAAAAAGUAAUAAUAUUUGUAGUGUAGGUGAUAGCUAAGAGCUUAAAAAACUUUUCUAGAACCUUCCUAAGUCUAAUUAAUCUGUGGUUGUGACAUAUAAUUUUGACAAACAAUUGUGACAGACUGUUGGCAGGAAACAGUUGCUGCGCAGGCGGAAUUUGGGAUGUUGCAAAAUUGCUCCUCCCAAUUCUAUUGCAAGUUUUUUUCUGUCUUCAAAUGUCGCUUCCUCUAGUCGUCUCAAUUGAAUUUUGUCAUUAUUCAGAUAGCGACGAAAAACCAAGUUUUGCGUUGGCCCUAGCUGAAAAUGAUUAUUACAUGAUUGUGGCUCAUGACUCGGAGCGCUCCCUGUUAGAAGAGGUUGAAAUCGGAAACAGAAUCGUUCUUUCAGGGUUCAUUAUCCGCGGAAAAAUGGAUGGUCUUCAUUAUCUUUCACUGCUGGCUACCUCGUCCAUCAAGGUGCUGUCCCUCAGAUGUCCCUGUUGUAAGCUACAAGAGAUGAGUCUAGACGAAGAUCAUGACGACUACUGA
Molecule: messenger RNA, 865 nt
Organism: Bursaphelenchus xylophilus (pine wood nematode)
Lineage: Eukaryota; Metazoa; Nematoda; Chromadorea; Rhabditida; Aphelenchoididae
Source: the annotation of a GenBank genome assembly